UCCUGUACUGCACUUAACUACAGUUCCAAGAUACUUAUACGUUACGUGAGUUGUUGUAUUUCGAAGUACUUGUGCUUUACUUUUGAUGAAAUAAAAAUUUGUAACUGAGUUAUGAAUUGUAGUUUUACUACUUUUACUGAGGUAAAGGAUCUUCCACCUCUGGGUUUUUAAUUUGAACCCUGAAUAAUUUGAGAUCAAUAGCUGUAAAUGUCGGUGUUUUGUUUGAGUUGUCCUUCCUAGCCAAAUGACAUGUUCACCAAUGCUCCAGUUUUAAUGUUUAUGUUUUCUUUGAUUGUCUUGAAAGACCACUAAAUAAAACGUCUGCUUAAUGGAGUUAUGAACAUAUUUUUAUUAACUGUUUUAAAAAGCACUAUUCUGAUCCAUUUGCAGUAGCUUUUCAAUACAAGAAACAACAUAAUGACAUUUAAUAAGACGCAUAUAUACAGUACGCUGCCCUCCGUUUCUACGCAUUACGGUUUCAUGCUUUUAUUGUGAAAGUUCGAUUGUGCAUAUUCCGGUUUGAGUUUGGCGUGUGGAAGUUUCCGGUAAAUUCCCGUCUGUCAGCUGAUUAUCUGCUCAUGAUCUGCGUUUUUAGAUUUUCUAAAUAAUUAUACUUUAUCGUUUUUAAUUUUUUUUUUUUUUUUUUUUAAAUAACGACCUCUAUAUGACAUCACAUUUGCCUGUCACACGGCGGUAAACAGAAUGACGUCAUAUGUGUGGGACGCUGAGUUGCCGGUGGAUGGAGGAGUGAAGGUGACAGAAUAAUAAUAAAAUUGAAUUUAGUGAUUUAUUCUCCUCCGCUCUGAAACUCGGGAACUCCUCACCUGAGCGCUGACGUCACAGAGGACUUUGUGGGAGGUGGGGGUCACCAUGUGGAGUGUGGGGGGAUCAGUGAGGUCCAGCCUCCUGCAGCUCCGCCUCCCUCAGCUUCCCGUUCGAGGAGUCUGUUCAACUGUGAUCCACAGGAAGUCAACUGCACCUGGUCUCACCUGGUCUGCACCUGCAUCUGUUGGACUCACUUCAGCCUGCUGUCAGAGGUCACUUGUCAGGACUGCCUCAGGUGUCAGUGGUGGGGAUGUUGCUGGUGUUGCAGGUGCAUCCGGCUGGUACAGCAGCCUGGCGGACUCUGCUCUGGUUCACCUGUGUGAACACUUCCUGGUGAGUGUGCAGCAGGUGAGCGGGCUGCCAUGGUGGAUGAGUAUUGCUGUGGCAACGUUAUCAGUCAGGACACUCAUCACCCUGCCGCUUGCCGCCUACCAGCUGGUCAUCGUCUCCAAGGUGGAGGCGCUGCAGAUGGAGAUCUCUGAGCUGGCGAAGAGACUUCGAUACGAAGUUUCAGUCCGAGCAAGAGAGAGAGGCUGGACCGACAAACAGAGCCGGUUCCACUUCCAGAAGAAUCUGCGUCAUCUUGUUUCUCAGCUCUACAUCAGAGACAACUGUCACCCCUUCAAAGCCAGUCUGCUGGUCUGGGUUCAGCUGCCCCUCUGGAUCAGCCUCUCUCUGGCCCUUCGAAACCUGAGCCUGGAUCAGUCUGCGCUGCAGUGUGAUCUGGCAGCAGGGGGCGCUCUGUGGUUCCCGGACCUCACCUCACCUGACUCCACCUGGAUCUUGCCGGUCUGUCUGGGACUCAUCAACCUUCUCAUUGUGGAGGUGUUUUCUCUUCAGAGAGUCAGUCCGACUCGGUUCCAGAAGCUGGUCCUGAACUUCAUCAGAGGAUUCUCAGUCCUGAUGAUCCCCAUCGCUGCUACCGUCCCCUCGUCCAUGGCUCUGUACUGGUUUACCUCCAGUCUGUUGGGAUUCAGUCACAACCUUCUCCUUCGUUCUCCUGCGAUCCACAAAAUCCUCAAACUCCAAACUGCUCGCUCAGACUCUCCAUACAGAGACCUGCUGUCUGCAUUCAUCAGCAAAUACUACAAAUAAAUACACAGACUACUUCAAAUAUAAAGUACUUCAGCUGUAUAUAUGUUUUCUAUCAGUGUGCCUCAGACCUGUUCCAUGUGAUUUAUGGUUUAAACAUUCAAACUCUUGUUAAAUUAUUAUCCAUGAACAUUCAUAACACUCUAAUACUCAUUGUUAAAAUUUCAUAAUAUUACAAUAAACUCUGCAGUUAAAUCCUGCUCUGUAAGAACUGAACCAAAAAGAGUUUGAACAAUAACAGGAAGAAUAAAUGUGACCUCUGACUCUGGGAUAUUUCCUGUUUGUUUUUAUCCCACCGACCAGCUGACAAUUGACAUCCUGCCGUUUUAUAAAGCCCUCAAACAUC
Molecule: messenger RNA, 2263 nt
Organism: Seriola aureovittata
Lineage: Eukaryota; Metazoa; Chordata; Actinopteri; Carangiformes; Carangidae
Product: cytochrome c oxidase assembly protein COX18, mitochondrial
Exons: 7
Coding region: 871-1920 (349 amino acids)
Biological process (GO): protein insertion into mitochondrial inner membrane from matrix; mitochondrial respiratory chain complex IV assembly
Cellular component (GO): mitochondrial inner membrane
Molecular function (GO): membrane insertase activity
Source: RefSeq, a predicted model, not a curated record